Talaromyces rugulosus is the source of this 1452-nucleotide messenger RNA. RefSeq lists its product as uncharacterized. NCBI's taxonomy places the organism in Eukaryota, Fungi, Ascomycota, Eurotiomycetes, Eurotiales, Trichocomaceae. The transcript has 5 exons. Gene Ontology annotation, molecular function: aldehyde dehydrogenase (NAD+) activity. Bases 1 to 1452 code for a protein of 483 amino acids. The record is from RefSeq and is a predicted model, not a curated record.
AUGUCGGCAUCACAAUUGGAAACGCGCCUGUUCAUCAACAACGAGUAUGUCAAGUCCAGUUCUCAGGAAACACUGACUGUGCGGAACCCAUUCGAUGACUCGAUCAUCUCGACCGAAGUUCAAGUCGCUGGCCCAAAAGAGAUUGAUGCAGCUGUUACCGCAGCACACGAAGCAUUGUCACGCGGCCCAUGGGGCAGUUUUACAGGCGCUGAGCGAGCAGCAUGCAUGCUUAAAUUCGCUGAUCUUGUCGAGCAGCAUAGCGAAGAGCUUGCUCUACUCGAAACAAUUGCGAUGGGAAAGCCAGUCUCACUAAUUUUGGGCUUCGACUUGCCGCACAUGAUUGGGUGCUAUCGAUAUUAUGCUGGAUGGGCCGACAAAAUCGAAGGCGAGUCCUUUGCCUCAGAAGGCGGUGUUCACAAGUUCACCACACAUCAACCCCUAGGGGUCUGUGCAGGCAUCGCCUCGUGGAAUGCUACCUUUCUCUACGCUGCGUGGAAAAUUGCCCCUGCUUUAGCUGCUGGGAAUGCGUUUAUCUUUAAAGCCUCGGAGAAAUCGCCGUUAGCUAUGCUUUCUAUGGCGCGUUUAUACAAAGAAGCAGGUUUUCCGCCAGGUGUUGUUCAGUUCGUAUCAGGAGGUGGAGAAACGGGCUCUCUGCUCUCUAGUCACGCAAGAAUCGCCAAAAUCAGUAUAACCGGCUCAAUCAAUGCUGGUAUCAAGGUCCAAGAGCAAGCCACAAGAAGCAACUUGAAAAAGGUGGUCCUAGAGCUUGGUGGCAAAUCGCCGGCCAUUGUUUUCAGUGACGCCGAUUUUGCUCUUGCGGUGGGCAAUACAUCGCACGGUUUCCUCGUCAACAGUGGGCAGAUUUGUGCGGCAGCCUCUCGGCUUUACGUACAAGAAGAUAUUGCGCCCAGGUUUAUUGAGGCAGUAAAGGGCGAGUUUGAGAAAGCAUCAUCCACUUUGGGAGCAGACCCUCGAGACAAAACAACCGUCCUCGGACCACUUGCAGAUAAGAAACAGUUUGACAGUGUUCUUAAAUUUAUUGACGAUGGUAAGAAAAGUGCAAAAUUACUAACAGGAGGGAAACGCAAAGGCGAAACGGGCUAUUUCCUUGAACCGACGAUUUUCCUCGAUCCCUCGGACGAUAGCCGUGCGUACAAAGAGGAAAUUUUUGGGCCAGUCCUAGUGAUAAAGACGUUUAAAACAGAGGAAGAUGCCAUCAAACUCGCCAAUAACUCAGGCUAUGGCCUCGCAGGUAGCGUCUAUACGAGAGAUUUAGAUCGGGCCCUGCGCGUCAGUUCUGCCGUCGACAGUGGUUCUGUGUCUGUGAACGGGCCAACCAUUCCAGCCUAUCAAACUCCAUUUGGCGGUUUCAAGCAGAGCGGAAUCGGAAAAGAGCUUGGCAAAUACGGGCUGCUCGAGUAUAUGAGGACCAAGUCUGUUCAUAUUAAGUAA